AUGGUCACUGAAACAAGUGGCGCUUCCGCUGCGCGACUCGAGAGAGUCGAUGCGCAGCCUGAGAACCCCUAUGCUGGCCUGAUUGAGGAUCAAUCGAUUGCCAUCAUCCCAUCCUUCACUCUCGAGUCCGGCGUUACUCUUUAUAAUGUGCCGAUUGCGUACACCACGCGGGGAACCCUCGCUCCCAACGGUGACAAUGUCCUGGUGAUCUGCCACGCUUUGAGUGGCAGCGCCGACGUGGCAGACUGGUGGGGCCCUCUUUUGGGUGGUCCCGGUCAGGCAUUUGAUGUCUCGCGUUUUUUUGUGAUUUGCUUGAACAGCCUGGGCAGCCCAUACGGGAGCGCCAGUGCGGUCACCUAUAAGGAUGGCAAGCCUGAGAAUGGCUACUAUGGACCGGAGUUUCCGUUGACUACAGUCCGUGAUGAUGUGAACAUCCAUAAACUUGUGCUGGACGAUCUAGGCGUGAAGCAGAUCGCCGCAGUGGUUGGAGGAUCGAUGGGUGGAAUGCUCACCCUGGAAUACUCGUUCUUUGGCAAGGACUAUGUCCGGGCUAUCGUGCCUAUCGCUACAUCAGCACGUCAUUCGGCGUGGUGCAUCAGCUGGGGAGAGGCCCAGCGGCAGAGCAUCUAUAGUGACCCCAAAUAUGACGAUGGGUACUAUCCGUUCAAUGACCCGCCAUCCACUGGUCUGGGAGCAGCUCGCAUGUCGGCUCUGCUCACCUACCGCAGCCGCAACUCAUUUGAGUCGCGGUUUGGACGAAAUGUCCCGGAUCCGACCAAGCAGCAAAACAUCAACGGGACCGAGAAACUGCCUACGCCCCCUAAUGAGCACUGGGCCAUUCACAAUGACGGACAUCGGGGUGGAUUGUCUUCCCGAUCUGAGAGCAGACAAAACUCCCCCGCACCGGUAACCGAUGUUCAGUUCAUGGAUCCGCAAUUCUCUGGCACCAAGACUUUCACGCCUGAAGCCCCGAAGCCUAGGAAGGACUCUGCCGGUCGCCCUCGGCCACCAACCUACUUCUCGGCGCAGUCGUACCUCCGCUACCAGGGAGAGAAGUUUGUCAAGCGGUUCGACGCCAAUUGCUAUAUCGCCAUGACCCGCAAGCUCGAUACCCAUGACGUUUCCCGCCACCGUGCCAGUCCAAACUCCUCGGACUUUGUCCACGAGGCCCUUUCUCAUAUUAAGCAACCGGCUCUGGUUCUGGGCAUUGAAUCUGACGGACUGUUUACAUUUGCGGAGCAGCAAGAAAUUGCCGCGGGCAUCCCUGACUCCCGGCUCAAGCGCAUUGAUAGCCCCGAGGGCCACGAUGCCUUCCUCCUGCAAUUUGAGCAAGUCAACCGUUACAUCGUCGAUUUCUUCAACGAGGUUCUGCCCGACCUCAUGGCGCGAUCCAGCGCCGAUGGCGCCGCGGCUGUGGCGAGCGUCAACAAGCUCACGAAGAGCAGCACAUUCGGAGAGGCCGAAGUGGAUGACAUUACCGCGUGGUAG
Molecule: messenger RNA, 1488 nt
Organism: Penicillium alfredii
Lineage: Eukaryota; Fungi; Ascomycota; Eurotiomycetes; Eurotiales; Aspergillaceae
Gene: met2
Product: homoserine O-acetyltransferase
Exons: 3
Coding region: 1-1488 (495 amino acids)
Biological process (GO): L-homoserine metabolic process
Molecular function (GO): homoserine O-acetyltransferase activity
Source: RefSeq, a predicted model, not a curated record